Messenger RNA from Plasmodium gallinaceum, 5424 nucleotides. RefSeq names its product myosin C, putative (gene MyoC). Gene Ontology annotation, biological process: actin filament organization; vesicle transport along actin filament. Lineage: Eukaryota; Apicomplexa; Aconoidasida; Haemosporida; Plasmodiidae. The transcript has 2 exons. Gene Ontology annotation, cellular component: vesicle; myosin complex; actin cytoskeleton. The annotation marks the transcript as partial. The record is from RefSeq and is a predicted model, not a curated record. Gene Ontology annotation, molecular function: actin filament binding; ATP binding; microfilament motor activity.
GAUAUAUUUGACUCAAGUGGGUUAUCAGCACCAUCUGAUUUAACUCAGUUGACUCAUUUGCAUGAAGCAUCAAUUUUACAUAGUUUAAAUCUUCGAUUUGAUAUAGACGAAAUUUAUACUUUUACUGGUCCAAUAUUAAUCGCUGUAAAUCCUUUUAAAACUAUAAAAAAUUUAUAUUCUGACAAUAUUCUGGCUAAACAUGUACAACCAAUAAAAUCAAAAAGUCCUCACAUUUUCGCUACCUCUAAUAGCGCCUAUUUAGGAAUGUGCAAUAAUAAUAAAUCACAAACAAUUUUAAUAAGUGGUGAGUCUGGUGCUGGAAAAACAGAGUCUACUAAAUAUGUAAUGAAAUUUUUAGCAUGUGCAGGCUCAGAUAUUAAAAAAAGAUCGUUAAUUGAAAGUCAAGUUUUAGAAAGCAAUCCUUUAUUAGAAGCCUUUGGUAAUGCCAGAACUUUAAGGAAUGAUAAUUCUAGUCGCUUUGGAAAAUAUAUAGAAUUACAAUUUUCAUUAGAUAAUAGAAAUUAUGUAAAAGGAAAAUUAUGUGGUGCCAAAAUUUUAACUUAUUUACUUGAAAAAGUUCGAGUAUGUGAUCAACAAGAAGGAGAAAGAAAUUAUCACAUUUUUUAUCAAAUAUGUAAAGCAGCACAAUUUGCUAAAGAAAAUAAAGAAAAAGAAAAUUUCUAUUUUUUUCCUUCAACACCUAAAUUUAAAAAUAUGGAUAAUGUGAAACCAAUAAAAAUGGAUCUUACUGAUUUUAAAAGUCAUAUCCAUUUUCGCUACUUAACGAAAUCCAGUGUAUAUGAAUUGAAUGAAAUUGAUGAAUUAGAAGAAUUUGAAUCUACUCUUUAUGCUAUGCAAACAAUUGGAAUCAAUGAAACAGAGCAAUAUCAAAUAUUUAAAGUGUUAGAAGGUAUUCUUUAUAUAGGAAAUAUUUUAUUUAAUAAUGAUGAAAAUAAAGAAGAAGCUAAAGUUUUAGAAGUUUCAAAUGAUGAUUUAAAAAAAGCUGCUUUUUUUCUUGAUAUAAAUGAAGAAAAAUUAAGAGAUUCCUUGUGUUAUAAAACUAUUAUUGCAAACGGUGAACAUUAUAAAAAACCAAUAAAUUCAAAUAUAGCCAAUGAUAUUCGAGAUGCACUGGCUAGAGCUAUAUAUGGAUGUUUGUUUUUAAAAGUAGUAGAAAGAACCAAUGAAUCAAUAGGAUUCAUAGAAGAUGUAAAUUUAUUUUGUGGAGUUCUUGAUAUAUUUGGUUUUGAAUCAUUUCCUCUAAAUUCUUUUGAACAAUUGUGUAUCAAUUAUACUAAUGAAUGCUUACAACAAUUUUUUAAUAAUUUUAUUUUCAAAUGUGAAGAAAAAUUAUAUAUGGAGGAAGGAAUUAAAUGGAAUCCAUUAGAUUUCCCUGAUAACAAAGAUUGCGUAGAUAUUUUAGAAUCAAAACCAUUUGGUAUAUUUUCUAUGUUAGAUGAAGAAUGUCACAUACCUUCAGGUAAAGACAAAACUUUCUGCAGUAAAAUUGCUACAAAGCACUUGAAUAAUAAAAGAUUUAAAGUAGUAAAAACAGAUUCUUCUAGCUUUAUUAUAAUACAUUUUGCUGGUGAAGUCAUGUAUAAUUCUGCAGGGUUUCUUGAAAAAAACAAAGACCAAUUAUCAGUAGAUGCUCAAAACAUCUUAUUACAGAGUGAAAAUCAUUAUGUGGCUACUCUUUUCGAAAAAUACUUAAGAAGAAAUAUAGAUAAAAGAAGAUUUGUUACUGUAUCAAGUGAAUUUAGAGAGCAAUUAAAUUUAUUAAUGAAAAGAAUAAGAGAAACAGAACCUCAUUUCAUUCGAUGCAUUAAACCAAAUUCUCAAAAUUUACCUGACAUGUUUGAUAGAAUAUCAGUCAAUGAACAAUUAAAAUAUGGAGGAGUUUUACAAGCCAUAAAGGUUAGUAGAGCAGGAUAUCCUGUUCGUUUAUCCCAUGCAGAUUGCGUAAAUGAUUAUAAGAUUCUUUUAAAUAAAGAAGAUAAAAAAGAAUUCGCAGAAUAUAAUGAUAGAUCAUGGUCGCAAAAAGCUAAAUUUAUCUUAAAUAAAUUGUAUCACAGCCCAGUUAUACAGGAAUAUGUUAACAAUUUAAAAACAUUAAAAGAAAAGAAAGAUGAAGAGGAUAAUUUUUUUGGAAAAUAUUCUAAAAAAAAUAAAUCAAAAGAACAAGACAAUAAAAAAAACAAAGAUCAGGUAAACAAUGGAACAUAUAGUACUAUUAAUAAUAAAGAAACAAAUUAUAAUGAUAAUGAUAAUAUUAAUGUUGAAAAUAAUGAUAAAGAUAAAGAGCAAAAUAAUGAAACAACAUUAAUUUGGUCAGUAGGUAAAAAUUUAUGUUUUUUUAAAAGUGAUGCCUUUAAUAUUUUAUCAACAUUAAGGAGUGAUUUUCGAUGCUCACAAGCCAUUAUUAUUCAAAAAAAUUAUAAAUGCUUUGCACAAAAAAAGUUAUAUAAUUUAAUGAAAACCAAAAUUGUCAUAUUGCAAAAAUGGUUUAGACAUUUAUUAGUUCAUAUAAGAAAUGAAAAAAUAAAAAUAGAAAAAGCUAAGGAACUCAUAUGUUACUCAAUAUAUGGUUAUAUAGUUAGAAAAAAAUAUAUGCAUACAAGAAAGUGUGCAAUUUUAAUACAAUCACAUAUAAGAAGAUAUCUCACUUUAAAAUUUUAUAAAAAAUACAGAGAAAACUAUUAUGCUAGUAAAAUACAAGCAACAUGGAAAUCUUGUAAAGAAAGAUUAUAUUAUCAAAAAUUAAAAAUAGCUACUAGAAAAAUUCAGUUAAAAUGGAAAAGCAUAUUAGCAAGAAAACAAUUAAGAAGACUCAAAGAAGAAGCAAAGGAAGUAGGAUCAUUACUAUCAAAAAAUCAGGUUUUGAUGAAAGAACUAAAAAAAGAGAGAAAUGAUAAAAUAGAAAUAGAAAACAAAUUACUAAAAGCUUCUGCUAAAAUUGAUAAGUUAACGAAAAAGAUACAAAAUUUAGAAAAAAUAAACAAAAAUAACGAAAAAGUAAUUAAAGAUUUAUUAGAUAAAAUAUCCAUUUUGUCAAAUAAAGAAUCUAAUGAUUCAUCAAAAAAAUUAUCAAAAAGUGAAUUUGCAAUGAAUAAAACUUCAAAAAAAGAAAUUGUAUCAAAAAGAGAAGAUGCUUACAAUUCUACAGAAUCUCUAUCGGAUAUUAAUAAUCAAUUAAACAAAGACAAAAAUAUAAAAUUAUUAAACAAAAUAAAAAAAUUGGAAUUAGAAAAUAAAGAAUAUAUAAAACAGAAUACAUCUUUAAAUGAUCGUUACAAUAAGUUACUAAAUUUACUUUCUCAUUUCAAAGAUAAAAAUAAUAUUAUGUCUGGUAAAUUUUAUUAUAAUUCAUACUUAAAUAAGUUUAAUAAAACAUAUUCUUCUUUACAUAAUAAUACCUUUCCAGAUUCCAAGUUAGAAAAUAAUCAUGCAGAAUACAAAAAUGCAUAUAGAAGGAAUGACAAUUUAGUAGAUAUACUUUUAUGUGGUCCAAAAAAAGUAGGAAAAACAAGUUUGCUAGAAGAUUUGUUUGUUAGGUUAGGAGACGAAGUAAACUUAAGUUUAUUAAGAAAAAAUAAAAAAAAUCAAUUUGAAGAAUCAAAUUCUUUUAACUGUAACACUUAUAUAAUAACUCACAAAUCUACAAAAAUUAAAAUUGUAGAUUGUGGUUAUUCGUCUAGUAGAAAUGUAGAAGAAUCCCUUUUUAAUUAUAUAAAAAAUUCCAUAUGUAUAAUUAUUGUCUUUGAUUCAACUAAUAAAGAUUCAAUUAAUCCCGCCUUACAUUUACUACAAGAAGCUUCAUUAAUUAAUGUUAAAAAAACAACAAAAUUAUAUCUAUUAGAAAAUAUAUUCAAUGAAAAAAUUAAUUUGAAUUUAAACACAAAUGAUGUUUCAUAUGCUUUAAGAAUAGCAAAAACAUGUAAUGCAUAUUAUGUAAAAACAUUAGACAUAUAUGAUAUUGUAAAUGAUUAUGCUAAUGAAAUUACAUUGCAUUCAAAUUAUUUCCUUGAUAAUUUUAAUAAAGAGAAAAAUUUCAAAGAAGGUAUUUAUAAUAGCAUGAAUAAAAGCAAUUGUAUGGAUGAUGAUUCUGUUAAAUUGAGUGAUGUAAUUUCGUCAAUUGACAAGCAUAGUGAUUUAAAAAGUAAAAAAGAUGAUUUUAAUUUGAAUAAAAAUAGUAUGUACUCAGUUGUGAAUACCUUAAAAGCUUUUUGUGGUAUUCAAAAUAAAAAAAAUCAGAAUGUGCAAUUAUUAAGAGAGUCAUUACCUUUAAAUAAUUAUGUGUACAGUAAUAAAAAAUAUAAUACGGAAUUGGGUAGAGGAUUGCAGCCAGUUUACGAAAUAACCUUAAAAGGCAAUGUUCCAAUUACUUAUUUAUAUAUUGGUCAAGAUUCAAUAAAUAAAAACUAUACAUUAUUAGCAGUUGGUUGUAAAGACGGAAUAAUUUAUAUAUAUAAAUGCUUUCGAACAAAAUUAGAAAUGAACAACGAUUAUUUUUUUCAAAAUGAUGAUAAUAGCAGUUUUCCAAAAAAUAACAAUCUGAGUGAUCAUUUAAACAAUGAUUCAACUAAUGACGAUAAUGCCAUGUCUUCUAAAUUAUUAUCAAAAUUGUCUGGUCAUAAAAAAGCUAUAACAUGUAUAGUUUUUUCUUUUUCAGAGGAUAAAAUUAUAUCUUCUUCUAUUGAUAGAACUAUAAAAAUAUGGGAAGUAUCCACAGGAUUUCUAUUAAAAGUUUUCUCUGACUCGUCAGCAACACUAUCAGUUUUAUUAUUCCCAACAAACUUAGAUAUUUUUUUAUGUUCUAAUUGUACCUCAUUGUUAAGAAUUGUAAAUUUAAAUAGUGGUCAAGUAUAUCAAAAAAUCAAAGUAGAAAGUGAAAUCAGAGCUUUAGAAAUGGAUGAUACAUGCUUAAAUAUAUUUGCAGGGUCAAAAAAUGGAACUAUUUAUGUAUUAGAGGUAAUUUAUAAUGAAAGAGUAGAAAUUAAAUUUCGUUUUCUUUUUUCGUUAUCACCUAUAACAUGUAUAAAAUUUGUUCCAAGGAGUUCUGUUAAAUCUUCUCCUUGUAUAAUUGUCAACUCAUGUGAUAACCACAUCGGUAUAAUUGAAUGUAUAUACGGAAGCAAAGGAAUAUUAACAACAUUAUCAGUUAAACAUAGAAUAAGAAUAAACCACGCACUACUCCCCAUUAGAAAUUGUUAUUCAAAAUUUGGUGGUGGGUGGUUAAUGUCUGGUUCUGAAGAUGGAAAUAUUUAUAUAUGUUCAUUGUUACCUCAAUCAAAUUAUAAACUAAUUUUUUUGAAACAUCAUAAGGCACCCGUUAUGGCUGUUGUUGUAAAUGAUAAUGAUACGUUAAUGGUUUCUGGGGAUUCUAAAGGAAAUAUUGUUUUUUGGAGAAGAUCUUUUGUAUAA